Helianthus annuus (common sunflower) is the source of this 1829-nucleotide messenger RNA. Its product is annotated as nuclear transport factor 2. Gene Ontology annotation, cellular component: cytosol; ribonucleoprotein complex. The record is from RefSeq and is a predicted model, not a curated record. The coding region runs from base 174 to 1571 and encodes 465 amino acids. Lineage: Eukaryota; Viridiplantae; Streptophyta; Magnoliopsida; Asterales; Asteraceae. Gene Ontology annotation, molecular function: mRNA binding. The transcript has 10 exons.
AAACUCCCUGAAACCCUUCACGCACUCUUUGGAGAUCCAUCCGCCUAAACAACAACAAACCCUAACGUAACGAAGAAGUAGAGAGAGAGAGAAAGCUUACAGAUUCUCUUUCUCUCUCUAACUUCACCAUCGAUCUGCACGCACAUCGAUCGUGAUUCCGGUGUUGAUUAACAAUGGCGGAUUCGGCUGCAGCAGCGUCGCAGGCACCUGUAUCUGCGCAAGUUGUCGGGAAUGCGUUUGUUCAGCAGUAUUAUCAUGUACUGCACCAGUCAUCUGAGCUAGUUCAUCGUUUCUAUCAGGAUAUCAGUAAACUUGGUCGCCCCGAAGAAGAUGGUUCUAUGAGCAUGACUACUACUAUGGACGCAAUCAAUGACAAAAUACUGUCACUUAACUACGGCGACUUCAGGGCUGAAAUCAGAACCGUUGAUGCACAAGAAUCAAUGAACGGUGGAGUCAGUGUUCUGGUAACCGGAUAUCUGACUGGAAAGGAUGAUAUUCCUCAGAAUUUCACACAAUCAUUCUUUCUUGCACCUCAAGACAAAGGCUACUUUGUGUUAAAUGACAUGUUCCGUUACGUUGAGAAUGCUAAUCAUCAUGGAGAAGACCAUGCUUCUGAUGAGGAUGCACUGGCUUCUGUAACUCCCGAGCAAGUUACCGAAAUUGUUCCGGUGCCAGAGAACAAUAUUUCUGAGCAAGCUAGUGUAUCGGCAGAUGAAUCUCAUGCAGAAAAGGUUGUUCCUGUGGAGAAUGGAGACGUACCGAUAGAAAAGGAGGAAGAACCAGUUCUUAAGGUUGUUGAUGAAGUGCAGGAUUCAUCACCGGUGGAAGCUGAAUCUCAGACCAAAAUUGAGAAAGCACCAAAGAAGUCAUAUGCUUCUAUUGUAAUGGAUAUGAAGCAAAAUGGUGUAUCCUUUUCAUCUCCAGCACCUGCACCCAGAAAACCUCAACCAAAGAAACAAGAACAACCUUUGCAUAAUGCUCUUGCAACUACUGUAGCUAAUGAACCAGCGGCUUCCAACGGGGAUGCUGUCGAAAAUGGUCUUCAUGAGGAAGAAGUUGAAGGUUAUUCUGUGUAUAUCAAGGGUCUCCCAGUGAGUGCUACACAUGCAAUGCUGGAAGAGGAAUUCAAGAAGUUUGGGCCUAUUAAACCUAAUGGUAUCCAAGUUCGAAGCAACAGGCAACAGGGAUUUUCUUUUGGUUUUGUUGAAUUUGAGACACCUGAAGCAGUUCAAAAGGCCAUCGAGGCUUCGCCAAUCACAAUCAAUGGAAAAAAUGCUGCUGUUGAAGAGAAGCGAUCCACGAACUCUAGAGGAGGAAAUCGGGGAAGAUUUGUGGGUGGAAGAGGACCCGGAUUCAGAACCGAUGGCAUGAGAAAUCGUGGAAACUAUGGAGGUGGCAGAGGUUACAAUCGUGGCGGUGAUUUUGGCGGUAGCAGGAAUGAUUAUGGUAACAGAGGUGGUGGCAGCCGGGGAGGACCAGCUUCAAAUCGCGGUGGUGAUGGAUAUCAAAGAGACUACGGUCGUGUGAAUCGUGGAGAUGUUAAUGGAACUACCAGAAGUACAACACAGUGAGAUAUUGCUUUUACCUCACCAGGUUCAUGCCCAUAUGGCUGGUUUUUUGGCUUCACGUUUUAAAGUUGCAGCGGUUAGGUAGUAGAAAUAAUAUAUUAAUAACGGCUUAUUGGUUUAUUUAAGGAUUUUUUUUUCUAACGUUUGUUUUGGCAUAUGUUCUUUCACGGUGAUAAUAGAUGGGUAGAAAAGAGGUUUAUUUUUUUUAUGAUUUUUUACUUUGUAGUAUAGUUGUAGUCGUGAAUUGUAUUGUUUUUGUUU